UUUGUGAUUUUAUUCUGCUUAGGCAUUCUUCAUCAAAGAAUACAUCUUGAACCAUCCAGAGGAUGGAGAGAAGAUCACACGCUUGAGAGAGCUGAUGCUCGAGCAGGCUCAAAUUCUAGAAUUUGGCUUGGCUGUGCACGAGAAGGUGGUGCCACAGGACAUGAGGCCGCUACACAAAAAGCUGGUGGAUCAGUUCUUUGUGAUGAAGUCAAGCUUGGGAAUACAGGAAUUUUCUGCCUGUGUACAAGCUAGUCCUGUUCAUUUUCCAAAUGGAAGUCCUCGUGUAUGCCGAAAUUCCAUGCCUAUUUCUAUGAGCCCUGAUGCUGCCAGGGUAAUACCACGACGCAGCCCCUUGAGUUACCCAGCUGUCAAUCGGUAUUCAUCCUCAUCACUGUCAUCCCAAGCUUCUGCUGAAGUCAGCAAUAUCACUGGGCAGUCAGAAAGCUCAGAUGAAGUUUUUAACAUGCAGCCUAGUCCGUCUACCUCAAGCCUGAGUUCUACUCAUUCUGCUUCACCUAACGUGACCAGUUCUGCUCCAUCCAGUGCCAGAGCCUCUCCUCUGUUGUCUGACAAACAUAAGCAUUCCCGAGAAAACUCUUGCCUGUCUCCCAGAGAGAGGCCCUGCAGUGCCAUCUACCCUACUCCUUCGGAAACUUCGCAGACUACAAACUCUUGCUUUGCCAAGUGGAAUGCGACUUCUAUCCCCCAUUCUAUCCGAGAUUCCAUAAGGGAGGCUGAGGAGCUCGUAGGCCCAGUCUCCGCUCUCUCUGAGACUCGCCCAGCAGGAAAAUCUCCCAAUCUGUCUCUACCCUCAGUGUCCCAUGAGAGGGUAAGUAGAAAAUUAACUUGCUCAUACAGUGAAGUAUGUUUCGAAGGUGAGAAGGUCUGACAGUUUCUUUCUGCCCUUAUAACCAGAAAUGAAGAUAUAUCUUUCCAGGGAAAGGUGAAAUUUCUUUCUCUGGUGCUCUGUUCCCAUAGCAGUAAAAAUAGAUUGUGAUCAGAAACAAAAUCAUGAUUCUUUGCCUUGUGAUUAAGAAUGGGAAAAGAAAUCCUCAGGACAAUUGUAAGGAGAUAUCUUAGAGAUACCUGCAACUCUCAUUAGAAUUUAUCUGCUCAAACUGUUCCCUGUCCUUUCCACUUUUAUUCUAAUAACAGUUAAUUUCAACAGUCUUGGUUGGAGCUUCACACUAAGUUAAAGAGGAAAGAACGACCCAUUUAUGAAAGACUUUGUUACAGCUUGAUGAAAGCAAUUUUCACAUUAGUGUUUCAGUUGGGAAAGAUGAGAUAC
Messenger RNA from Empidonax traillii (willow flycatcher), 1288 nucleotides. Its product is annotated as dedicator of cytokinesis protein 4-like. Gene Ontology annotation, biological process: small GTPase-mediated signal transduction. Gene Ontology annotation, cellular component: cytoplasm; plasma membrane. NCBI's taxonomy places the organism in Eukaryota, Metazoa, Chordata, Aves, Passeriformes, Tyrannidae. Gene Ontology annotation, molecular function: small GTPase binding; guanyl-nucleotide exchange factor activity. The transcript is spliced from 7 exons. The record is from RefSeq and is a predicted model, not a curated record. Bases 95 to 889 code for a protein of 264 amino acids.